Molecule: messenger RNA, 4089 nt
Organism: Sinocyclocheilus grahami
Lineage: Eukaryota; Metazoa; Chordata; Actinopteri; Cypriniformes; Cyprinidae
Gene: inf2
Product: inverted formin 2
Exons: 23
Coding region: 3-3512 (1169 amino acids)
Biological process (GO): actin cytoskeleton organization
Molecular function (GO): actin binding; small GTPase binding
Source: RefSeq, a predicted model, not a curated record
ACAUGUGUCAGCAGCAGCUUGAGUCAGUCCAACAAUCUCACCCUCAUCCGCCAGGAAUACUUCAAACUAUCAGGAGAGACGCCUUGAAUGUGUCUGCUCGCAUCAGUUCUCCUCUUCAUCACAUCAUAAAGGACACUCGCCAAAUCACAGCACCUCCCUCGAUCUUCUUCAUCUUCAUCGUCAUCAUCAUCAUCAUCAUGUCUGGGAAGUCAGACGGCGCGCAGAAGAAGUGGGCAGCUGUGCGAGGUCGACUGGGCUCGUCUCAGGACUCGGACGGCUCGCAGGAGGCCAACCUGGAGAACGCAGACGCCGAGCUGUGCAUCCGUCUGCUGCAGGUGCCCACCGUGGUCAACUACUCGGGCCUGAAGAAGCGUCUGGAGAAGAGUGACCAGAUCUGGAUGGUGCAGUUCCUGGAGCUCUCGGGCCUCGACCUGCUGCUGGAGGCCCUGGACCGUCUGUCGGGACGCGGCUGCUCUCGAAUCGCAGACGCUCUGCUGCAGCUGACGUGUGUGAGCUGUGUGAGAGCCGUGAUGAACUCGUCCGCCGGGAUUCACUUCAUCGUGGAUAAUGAGGGAUACGUGCGCAAGCUGUCACAGGCGUUGGACACGUCUAACACCAUGGUGAAGAAGCAGGUGUUUGAGCUGCUGGCGGCCCUCAGCAUGUUCUCCUCUGAGGGACACAGACUUGCUUUAGACGCUCUGGACCAUUACAAGUCUGUGAAGACGCAGCAGUAUCGAUUCAGUGUGAUUAUGAAUGAACUCCAAUCCACUGAUAACGUGCCUUACAUGGUGACUCUUCUGAGCGUCAUAAACGCCCUGAUCUUCAGCGCCGACGACCUGCGCCAGAGAGACAAGAUGCGCAAGGAGUUCAUUGGAUUACAGCUGCUUCACCUGCUGCCGAAGUUAAGAGAAGAGGAUGAUGAAGACUUGAUCAUCCAGUGUGAGGCGUUUGAAGAGGCCAUGGCUGAGGAUGAGGACGAGCUCCAGAGGCUUUACGGAGGAAUCGACAUGAGCAACCAUCAGGAAGUCUUCACGUCUCUGUUUAACAAGGUGAGCAGCUUCCCGUCGUCUCUGCAGCUGUUGUCCGUCUUACAGGCCCUGCUGCUGCUGGGACCCGAGCGAGCGGAUAUCUGGCAGGCGCUGGAGGCGCUCGCUAACCGGGCCAUUCUAAUCGCUCAGAGCUCUGAGAUGGACUCGAGUGAGAAGAUCCUGCAGCGUCUCGUCUUCUCUAAGGAAUUGUCCAAAGGCUCUUUUGAGGUUGACGGUUACGAGUCCAGAAGAAAGAAUCAAGCCGUUCAGACGGAGAGCAAAGAUGAGAAACUGGAGAGUUCCUGCAGAUCAGCCAAAAGCCAGGAACCUCCGCGCAACUCCACAAAGACCGGACCUCCUCCUCCUCCUCCUCCUCCUCCUCUCUCAGCAGUGCCUCUCAAAACAGGAGCUGGACCUCCUCCACCACCUCCUUUACCCGGAGCAGCGAUGCCGCCGCCGCCGCCUCCUCCUCCUCCUCUUCCAGGAAUGGGUUCUGCAGGUCCUCCACCGCCUCCACCUUUACCUGGCAUGGGUGCACCUCCUCCUCCUCCUCCUCCUCCUCCAGGAGCAGGUGAUGUGAUCGUGACCCGGGCGUUUCUUCCGCUUGGCCAGUGUUACUCCGCGCCGGCGAGGAGCGGCCCGUAUCCCACACUCAGGAUGAAGAAACUCAACUGGCAGAAGCUGAACUCCAGAGCCGUCACCGAUGGUCCUUCGAUGUGGGCGUCUGUCUCGACCGAUUCCCCGCUGGAGCCCAAUUACAACAGCAUCGAGCAGCUCUUCUGUCUGCCAGUGACUGAACCCAAAGACAAGAGCCCAGCCGCGCCGCUCAAGAAAGAGCCCAAGGAGAUUUCCUUCAUUGAACCCAAGAAGAAUCUGAACCUGAAUAUCUUUCUGAAGCAGUUCAAGUGCGCAAAUGAAGAGUUUGUGUCGAUGGUGCAGAAAGGAGAUUGUUCCAAAUUUGACGUCGAGUCCCUGAAACAGCUUCUGAAACUCCUUCCGGAAAAGCAUGAGAUUGACAACUUAAAGUCCUUUCAAGGAGAUCCAGACAAACUGGCCAACGUGGAUCGCUUUUACCUCUUACUGCUGGCUGUACCCUGUUACCAGCUGAGGAUUGAAUGCAUGUUGCUGUGUGAGGAGACGCUGUCUGUGCUCGAUAUCCUGAAGCCCAAGGUGGAGCUGGUGGAGAUGGCCUGUGAGAAUCUCAGGAAAAGUCCACUGCUGCCCAGUUUCUGCAAACUCAUCCUCGACGUUGGAAACUUUCUCAACUAUGGAAGCCACACGGGAAACGCCGAGGGAUUCAAGAUCAGUUCCCUGCUGAAGCUCACUGAAACCAAAGCAAACAAGAGCCGCGUCACGCUCUUACAUCACAUCCUGGAGGAAGCUGAAUUAAACCAUCCAGAGCUGCUGAAGCUUACAGACGACAUCGAGGCCUGUGAGAAAGCAGCCGGCGUAAAUCUGGACUCUAUUCGGGCCGAAACCAGUCAUCUUCUGAAGCGACUGAGAGACGCGGAGAAGAAAGUUUCUUCGUCACUCGAGGACGUCAAGCAGCAGUUUUCAGUGCUUAUUGAGAAGAACCUGACGGAUUGUGCAGCUCUAGACGAGCGUUUCACUAACGUGGACAACAGAAAGGGCGAUCUGGCUCAGUAUCUGUGUGAAGACGUGGCUCAGCUCUCGCUCGACGAGCUCUUCAGCAACAUCAAGACCUUUCGCCAGCUCUUCCUCAAAGCCCUGAAGGAAAACAAGCUCCGUAAAGAACAAGCGGCCAAAGCCGAGAAAAGAAAGCAGCAGCUGGUGGAGGAGGAGUCCAAGAGACAGAAGGGAGAAGACGGGAAGAUAAUCCGUCGAGGCGCGGCUCCGCAGGACGACGGCUGCAUCAUCGAUCAGCUUCUGGCCGACAUUCGCAAGGGUUUCCAUCUGAGAAAGACUCGUCCCAGGUGCGAAACGGAAAGCCCUCCUAGUGAAAUGCAUAGAGAUAUGGGAGCGUCCGCAGCAAGUGUCAGGUCUGCCGGAGAAGAAGCUGGAUCAGCCCCGGUUUCUACUCCAGGAGAUCCGGCCGAAGGCUGCGGCACCAGUCCCAGUGCUGAAGACACCUCAGCGGAGAGCCUGAAGGAGCUUCGGUCCCCAGCCUUCAGUCCAGCACCAAACACUCCGGAGCCAGCCGACACGUCACCCAGCUGCCUCACCACAGCCAACACCGACCAGAAGCACAACGGAAAUAACAUCAGGUGUGCAGACGAUGUCGAGAAGAGAAGAGACCAGCCGCUUCAGUCGAGCAACACUCGCACGCAUGACGACGCUAACGAGCAGGCGUGUGAUGAUGUCGACGGAGUGACGUCUCAAGCCCCGCCCACUCCCUCUGAAGGCCCCGCCCCCCUGAAACCUGAGAAUAAAAAACAUUUCUUACGAAAAAACAAAAAAGGCAGUAAUGAAGUGGAGGGUAACAGAGGGAAAGGACGCUCUGUAAAGGGCUGUGUGUUGCAGUGAGGAAGCUCAAGGAAAAGGAGAACAAAAAGGAAAAGUUGAGUCCGUUCCUGCUGUGAUCCUGUUAUUCCACUGGAUCUCAGUGAACCGGAUGAGAUCUGAAGAGGCGCAACGGAUGGCGUACUCUGAAGAAAUACACAUUGUGCACUGUGUAUUUGAGUCUGGCUUAAAGAAAUGUAUUUUUAAAUGCUAUAUCUUUAGAUUUGACCUAUCUAUUUUAAAUAUUUGCACACUGUAAGAUGCAUUUAUGACACACCAAAACUUUGUUUACAUUAGAGAGUGGUUAAUACAGGAGAGAAAAAAUGGCUAAUCAUGAAUUUUUGCCGUUUCUCGAAACCUUUAAGAUAAGUUAACUAUUAAUAUUGCUCUGAAUGUAAACUUUAUAUGUUAUGACGAUGUUUGGCAUUGCCCGUGAGAAGUAUUAGUUCAUUGUGAUACCAGUUCUAAAAUAUUAGUGUAAUAAAAAUGAUUGGAUUAUAUUUUGUGGUUGAGUUGGACGGUUUCGUUAUAUUGAUGUCGCUAUGUAUAUUCAUUAAGAAAAUCUUUAAAUUAUAUAAAAAUUUAAAUGUGCAGUCAGUGC